Lolium rigidum is the source of this 894-nucleotide messenger RNA. RefSeq lists its product as uncharacterized. Lineage: Eukaryota; Viridiplantae; Streptophyta; Magnoliopsida; Poales; Poaceae. The record is from RefSeq and is a predicted model, not a curated record. Bases 104 to 733 code for a protein of 209 amino acids. The transcript has 5 exons.
AGAGCCCGCUCAGUCAGUCAGCUGGUCGAGGAUAAGACGAGAUAAAAACGAGCCAGAGGCGCGGGUGAGCGGCCGAGCAUCAACGGCACACUACUCGGCAACCAUGGCGCCAGCAGCUCUGUCCGCCCCCGUCCUUCGCGUCUCUCCCCACUCGGCCGGAAGGUCCACCGCCGCGGCCGCGCUCGCCGGCGGGCUCCGCUUCGGCAAGACGACCUGUCUGCACUCUAUCCAUUCUGGCAAAGCUGUGCUUCGGCUGCGAUCGAACGAGCUGUUGACACCGUUGGGACAGAGGAGGCCUUGGGCGCUAAGAAGCAGCGUGGAUGACUCCAAGGUCACCGACGAGAAGAAGGAGUUCGGGUACUCGAGGAAAGACGUGCUGCUGAUCGGCGUCGGCGUGACCCUCCUCGGAUACGGCCUCAAGUCAGGCCUCGAGUUCGUCGGCCUCGACCCCUUGCAAGCCGGCAACUUCGUGCAGCUGUUCGUCGUGCUCGGGAUGACGGUCGGCUGGAUCUCCUCCUACAUGAUCCGGGUGGCCAACAAGGACAUGACCUACGCCACGCAGCUCAGGACCUACGAGAAGCAAGUCAUGGAGAAACGAUUGGAGAGCCUGUCGGAGACCGAGCUGCAGGUUCUGCUGGAGCAAGUGGAGGAGGAGAAGGAACGCCUGCCGCCGGCGAGGGUUCAGGGCAUAACCAUCAACAGGAAGACGGAAGAUCAGACUACUGCCAACUAGCUAGAACGUACUACACCUUGAUUCUGAGAUUAGCCCAGUACACUGUUUAGGUUAGCUUUGCAUCUAAUAGCUGUCUCCCUCUGUUAAGGAUUUGUAGUGCAAGUACAAGUGCUCUUAGUUACAGAAAUGGGGUUCUAUACAUAUACCUUUUUCAUUCGAAA